UUGCUAGGGGAGGGGCGGGGAAGGGAGGAGAGGAGAUGAGAUGAGAUGGGAUGAGAAGGGGAGGUCUGCGCACCCAGCCGGGAAACAGACGUAAAAAUAAAGGGAGAGGCGGGCGCAAUGAUGUCCUUUGCCUUCACCGUCUGUUGAAGAAACGCCUCGCUAAGAUUAAAGCGAGGGCGCUCGCAAAUGGCAACGGAGUUUAGUUGUAAAGCCGUGUGGCAGUUCCUUUCGGAGAAAGGAGGGAAAGUGGAGAGCACGGAGCUGCUGGAACAUUUCAGAGAUUGUUUGAACGACCCCAAGACAAGGGAAACGGCUCGAGGGCAGUUCAAAGAGUUUGUGAACAAAGUGGGGUUGGUGGUCCAAGAAGAUGGGGUGAAGUACAUACGCCUGAAGAAGAAAUACCGGGGCAAGACGGACUGGUCUGAAGCGUCUGCCAGUGAUAGGGGUCAUGGAAGUAAAGAGGAUGGCGGGGGAAUGGAAAAUGGUGACAGGCAACGUGCAGUAAUCGGCUUCCAGUCAGCCGCACAAUCGCCACAACCAGGCUCGGGCGAUGGGGUGUCGAUAGAUCCUUCUGCACUACUCUCAUCCCCCGAGGUCGAAUGCGGCAGGGUGAACAACUCGUGUUCUGAAGAAUGCAAUGAAAGUAAUGGGACUGUACCCGAGGAGCAGAGGAGUAUUCAACAAGAUGGGCGAAUACCAUGGCACGCCCAUACUAAUGACUCUCCCAAACACUAUAUUUCAUCAAGUAACAAUUCAAUCGUGUCAAAUAUAAACACAGAAGGGGGGAAUCAUAUUCAAGUGGACAUUAACCAUGUCGCAAAAUCGGAGAACGUAUCUCUUCCAUUAAGUGCCGAUUUGGACGAAAGCUUGCCAAAUCCAGAUUUCAGUCAAACUGUUCCAAGUGCAAAAGAUGGUGCAGAUCUGCUCGCUGACGCCUAUAAUUUACUGAAUAUUUCAAAACCUGACACUGAUGGAAACGAUACAGUAACCUGGAAAUUGCCCGAAUGCCCUGCAAAACAGACGCUGGAAUCUAAAGGACUGGAAAACGUGGAUUCCAGCGUGCAUGACACAAAAUCAAAGAAUCAUAGUGUAAGAUUAUCUGCAUUACACUGCAAUUUUCCACCCACCCAAGUCAAGACGAGCCCCGAUAUUAAUACCAGAAGACCUUCCCGAAAACGUUUACAGCGCAGUCUGGCGGUAAAUCGGUCAAGCAGUGUGUGUGAUGAAGGAAACACGGGUGAAAAUCCAACCGAUGUAUCUGGUGUUAACAGUGAAAGCUUAAAUACACCGAGAUCGAGCAGGAAGAAUUUUAGGGAAAUGAUGAUCAGCGGUUCACCCCAACUAAGGCACAGCGUCGUUUAUGGUAACCCCGUCGUGGCUUUCCCAAAUAUCAAACAAGGAGAUUCGGGAUUCGGAAGAAACGAUGUUGACUCCUCUUCUUUGACUUCUGCAAAACUGGACGAUGAAGAUAGUGGACCGGUAACACUUGAUCCCUUGGAACACGAGUGGAUGUUACAUGCCUCCGAAGGCAAGUGGGAUAGUAUCGAGGCGCUUUUGAUAGCCGAUCCUAGUCUCAUCACUUGGAAAGAUUUUGUAACAGGUUUUACGUGCAUUCAUUGGGCAGCAAAACAUGGUAAACCAGAAUUGCUGGCAAUGCUGGUCAAUUACGCAAGAAAACAUAACAUUCCGAUCAAUAUCAAUGUUCGAUCUGGUGGCGGUUACACUCCACUGCAUUUGGCUGCCAUGCAUGGACAUACAGAGGUAGUGAAACUGCUGUCUGGUGCAUAUGAUGCAGAUGUAGAUAUUAGGGACUACAGUGGGAAAAAGGCAUGGCAAUACAUGGGCCAAAACAUCGCUGAAGAAUUGGGGAAUCUUAUCGGUGCAUCUACGAGUUCUGACUCUGAAAACGCACUGCGGAAUGGAAAUGGGCGUUGGAGACUAUCGAAAGUUUUCCCCGCCAAUUUGACAUACAAAUUGACUAGUGCCCCUGAAGAAGAGGUUUAUUGUGAUGGCACAGCUGCAAAAGCAGUCAACUGGAAAUCCACAACUAAUAAAAUGAAAUUUAAUAGAAUAAGGUUUAAAACACAGAUUAUUCAUUCUGUACCCUCACUUCGAGGACAAAAUGAUCAAAGAGAUCCCAAAAGUGCAUUGAAACUUAGACCCAAAUCGACUAUUUUUGGAUAAAAAAAUUUGAAGCAAAAAAAAACAAAAAUUCCACAAAGGAUCAAAUAAUGAUUAGACAAAUGAUUUUCUUUUAACUAUAUUACACUUCUGAUAUGGUUAUUAAUCAAUUGUCUAUUUGAAUCUCUUCACCCUAGGGAAAAUAUUUUUGAUAUUAUGGGUGCCUUCCAAUAACUUAUUGCUUAUCAUUUCCAAAUGUGGGCUGCAUGCUGCAAGUAACACUGGUAAUUGCACUUGUUUUGUUGAGUUGAGAUCCAUAUUUGUUGGAGAAGUUGUCUUCUUUAAGUCAUUGUACAGUGUUUGGAAACAUAAUCACCAUGUUAAAAAUAACAGGAGACCAUUAAAAUGGAACAGGAAAAAACCCAGUAUAUUUUUUAUAGAACGAUGAGGCCAAUAUAAAUGUCACAGUAAUAGAAUGGAGUUUAUGUAUGGUAAAUAUAUUGGUGGCCGGCUUCAUUGGUUAGAGGCCCCGAGUCAUGUCACAGUGCUUGUGUCAAAUUAUGUGAAUGUAAUUCUGAAGCACAUUGAAAUAAUUUGAGUAAUUUUUUAAAAUGUAGUAUUUCAUUUUAGAAAUGCUGCCUUAAUUUAGUCAAUAAGGUACUUCUUGAAUGCUGCAAGUUUUCUAGCCUAAAGGGCAGCUGCUGCUGCUUUUGAAUGUACUCAUGAUGGUGAGUUACUUUGGGUUAAAUACUUGGUGUAAUUCUAAUAUGUAGGGAGGGAGUAUUUUAAACUAAGGUCACACUAAAUGUUACUAUAUAGGAUUUGUAAAUCUAAAACCUCUAAUCAUUCUUAGGUUAUGAAAUAGGACAUUUCAACCACUUUUGUUAUGAUUAAAUUUAAGGUAAGAUAUUGCGAGAACUCUUAGUAGGCUUUACAUUCUAAUAAUUUUAGAUAGAAACAUGAUUUGUUGUAACUCAUUUGAAUGCUGCCAAUAAAUUGAACUCGUAGCCACCCCUAAUGCAGCUGUUGGAAAAUCGUGUCGAAGGCAUGUAUGUUGUGGAACUGAAUUUGGCUCAAUCGGUCCUGUUCAUACUGCCUUGAAAAUAUCAGCAAUGCAUUUUCAAAACAAAUGCUGUUUGAAUAAGUGGCACAUUAAUUUCAGGCUUACGAGAAUUAAGAGAUGUGUGCACAGGUUGUGUUAAAGGAAAUAAGUAAAUGUUUUCAAAUACAUCGCAGUUUGUCUUGAUAACUAUUAACUGUUGAAAAUUGAAAGUUUGUAAUCGCUAAUGGCUAAUGUUUAAUUAGUUUCUUCAGAUUUAUUGCAAGUCAUUAGUUUUCUUUAUGCAGUUUAAAAUUAACUUGUUUUAUAAAUCUAUUCAUUUAAAAAUCAAACAUUCCUCGUGCAGAGGAAAUUUCGGUUGAAUGUAACAAAGUCUGAUUUGUGAAUAUUUCCACAAAGUUAGAAAAUGUCCAAAAGCAUUGUUUUUAACUUAUUGUUUAUCUCUAAAAGACCCAUUGGACUUAAGAUCACUAUCAAAUUAAUUAAAAUAUUGAGCAUUAUGGCCAUUGAAGCAUAUGUUAUAACUCAACUGCAUUCCAUGAAGCACUGAACAAAGCUCUUUGAUUAAGAAAAUUAAUGUAUUUUUAUACGUCACACACUUAAAUAUUUCAAAUGUUUCAAUGGGUGUUGAAAUUAUUUUCAGAUCAAAUUUCUUACUUUUUUUAGUCUGGUAAUCUUGGCAUUUAUGUUUUAACUCAUGGUUAAAAAACUUGGUUCCACUCAACUUAUUUUAUCUUUAUUGACUACAUAUACAUUUCCCACAAAAUAUGGUGAAUAAUUUUAAAUAAUCUCAAAUGAAUACCAUUGAUUCUGAGUUGACACUACCAAAUUAAACUCUAUUUGUUGUAAACUGGCAAUUUUAUUCUUAGAACCAUAAAAUGGCUGAUCUGAAAAAAAUUGCAAAUCAAUACCGUUGCAGCAUAAGAUAGCUUGUAAUGUUAGUGACUUUGCCUGGGAAGAGCAGAUUGAACUAUAUUCUACACCAUUUUGGCAUUUAUUAUGAUGAGAAUUUGAAUCCUGAUUAAUGUGAGGAAAGAAAAAUCUUUCCAGAUGCUAUUCAUGAUAAAUACAACAUUCACUUUAGAAAGAUAUAUUAUUUGAUGGCCAAGAAGGAAGCUAGAUUAUUCACUGGCAUUUCAGGGCGUAGAGACCCAUUCAGACCAGGAGCAGCAGCAAAUGACACCAUUUGUUAAGUGAAGCAGAAGGAGGAAGAAAGGCCAACAGAGGAAUCUGGCUAUGACUAGAUGUUGAGAGACCAGAAUCUGUAACAAGCAAGCUGUUGUGGGAUCAGUAUUUUUUGGUAUCAUCCUCGCAGCCAUAUGUUACUGAUAGCAUGGAUCCAGCAUGUUACGAGGACCAGGCCAAUCUUGAACCACUACAUUCCAUAUUGGUACAUAUGCAAAGCUUAUAAUAAUAUAGAUUUAUAAAAUUUACAUGUUUUUAAAAAGGAAAGACUUGACAUUUUAAUAAUUUAUGCCACAAAAUAAGUGAUAAUCUGAUACUCGGAAAGCAACAAUGUAGCUAGACUAUGAUAAUGGUACUACAACAUAUUUCUUUGUUUUUUUACUUCCGUGGAUGCUAUGUUAUUUUUGUGUUUGGAAACGAUUUGAUGACUUGAUUGCAUUUUGUUUACUUUUGCAUUCAAAACACAACGACACUUUCUAUUUGUAAACCUAACUGCACAUAUCAAUGAAUCAUCUCUUUUGAGUUAAAAUAUGCUUUGUUACUAAUUGUUGCUGUUUUAUGUCAUUAAACAUUGGUAC
Amblyraja radiata (thorny skate) is the source of this 4944-nucleotide messenger RNA. Its product is annotated as ankyrin repeat domain-containing protein SOWAHC. Gene Ontology annotation, molecular function: protein binding. The record is from RefSeq and is a predicted model, not a curated record. The transcript has a single exon. Lineage: Eukaryota; Metazoa; Chordata; Chondrichthyes; Rajiformes; Rajidae. Bases 187 to 2184 code for a protein of 665 amino acids.